AUGGGGAAAGCAAAGAGCUCAAGGAAAGGAAAAAAGGCGUGGAGGGCUAAUAUAAGCACCCAAGAUUUUGAAGAUUUCUUUGAGAAGUCCACAAAAGAUACCCUUUCAGGCGGAUCUUUGGCCGACGCCCCCAGCGAUUCUCUGUUUUUCGUUGAUAAGUCCAGAGAUCUUUCUGUCAAGCGAAAGAUUGAGAAAAGUAGAGAAAAAGUACUGCGUUGUGAUAGUGUGUUGCAGAGAAACCCUUUUGUUAAGCCCAUUCCUUCCUCUGUACAGAAGAAGAAGAAACCAAAAAAGGCAGUUAAAUCUGUUCAAAAAGGCAAACAUGAAGAUGCUGUAGAGGGCGGUGCUAAAAAUGAGAGUGGACAUGAUUUUGGCAUGGUUGAUUUAUGGGAAGAUAAUGGUACUUUGUUUAAACCCAAGUCUUCUAUUAUACCUGCUGUUGAAGUUGAACCUCCUGGAUGCUCAUUCAAUCCUGAACCCAAUAGCCAUCAGGAUGCGCUAGCUUGUGCUGUAGCUGAUGAAAUGCAGAAGAUUUAUCGACAGGAGUUGGGGCCCGAGCCUAUUCCUCUGGUUGUUCCUGGGGAAGAAGUUGAUGAAGAAGAUAAAUAUUUCCUUGAGGCGGAUAGAAGUGAUGAUGAUGCGCAAGAUGAAAAUCGGACGGAUAACGAAGAUGAAGAUUCGGAGAAGAGGCCUCAUAAAACCAAAAAGGUCACUCGGGUCGUGUUGAAUCGGAGGGCUAGGAGGAAGGAACAAUUGAAAGCUGAAGCUGAAGCCAAGAAAAUUGAGGGGCUCUCAAAAGACAUAGACAGUUUACCCAAUAUAAUGCAAGAAAUAGCAGAAGAGGAUGAAGAGAAAGACAAGAGACAUUUGCGGCGAAUGAUUGCUAAACAAGAAAAACUGAAGGCUCAUCCACCUCGCCUUGGAAAGUACAAAUUUGAUCCUGCUCCUCUCCAAGUCCUGUUAUCUGAAGAGAAAACUGGUUCACUUCGUCAGCUGAAGGGCUGUUGCACUCUUGUGAGGGAUCGGUUUAAGAGCCUGGAGAAACGAGGGUUGAUUGUGCCAUCAAAGAAGAGCGGCAGGAAGUAA
Striga hermonthica is the source of this 1086-nucleotide messenger RNA. The record is from the annotation of a GenBank genome assembly. NCBI's taxonomy places the organism in Eukaryota, Viridiplantae, Streptophyta, Magnoliopsida, Lamiales, Orobanchaceae.